UGUAAAUCACGGACUGCAGAUAGGCGAUAAUGGACAACGGGUUGAUUACUGCCAUCGGACAUCUAAUGAUAUCGCCUACAUAGGCUAGAUAGUGGCAGUGUCAUCAUGGGCAUUUGAAUAGUGUCAGCAUCAACUGGAAAACGUUUAAGUCUCUAAAUUCAACUAAACUUAAAUCGUUAAACAGGAGAGAACUGUGCCUCCAUCUCAACCCUGUCCAAAUCCGACCCCACAAAGCCAGUAUAAUACAUCACUGACUCACCAUGGGCGCAGUAUUAUCACUGUCCCCUGCAUCCAGGAAGAACAGCUACUACGACACGCGGCCCGGUUCCCUCAACCACUACCCGAGCCUGAGCAGCCGAUCGCUCAACACUCAGAAAGAUCACACCGGUGGCCUGAAACGGGGCCAGUCAAUCUUCCUCCCGGCGCUCACCUGGAAACGCCUGGUUGCCACCACCAAGAAACGAGGGAGCUCUAAGAAAUGUUCUGGGGGCCCGGGGUUGCUCGGAGACCCCCUCAACAACAACAACAACAUCUACCAGAAGGACCCGGUGUUGCAUCUCAACCAGGCGAAUGUCAAGAAAUCUCUAUCCUGUGCCAACCUCUCCAGCUACAACAGGCCAGCAGGACAAGGCCUGGGGAUAGGCUUCGGCCAGGGGCACUGUAGCUAUGAGAUGGGUAUUAAACCCCAGCAGCUACCCUCCGUCAAGAAGGUGCCCCAUCAAGGAAUGGGCGCUUCGUCCCCCAAGCGCGUCAUCAUCCAGGCGUCCACUAGUGAACUCCUCCGCUGUCUGGGUGAGUUCCUGUGUGGCCGCUGCUAUCGGCUGAAGCACCUCUCCCCGGCAGACCCGGUGCUGUGGCUGCGGGCGGUGGACCGCUCUCUACUCCUCCAGGGCUGGCAGGACCAGGCCUUCGUGACGCCGGCCAACGUAGUGUUUGUCUACAUGCUGUGUCGAAAUGUGGUGGAUGGGGACCUGGUGGCGUCGGAGCACGAGCUUCAGGCCACGCUGCUCACCUGCCUCUACCUUUCCUACUCCUACAUGGGCAACGAGAUCUCCUACCCACUGAAGCCUUUCCUGGUGGAGGCUGGCAAAGAGGCGUUCUGGGACCGAUGCCUUGCCAUCAUCGACACCACCAGCGCCAAGAUGCUGCGCAUCAACGCCGAUCCCCACUUCUUCACCCAGGUGUUUGCCGAGCUGAAGAGUGAGGGGGGCUGCGGCCCACAGGACUACAGCUGCAUACUGGACCGGUGAGAGGAGGGGUAGAGGGGUACAACCCGCCCCAAUCCCAAUCCCCAUGUCCCCCCCCCUCCCCCCUCUCUGCCA
Coregonus clupeaformis (lake whitefish) is the source of this 1322-nucleotide messenger RNA. Its product is annotated as cyclin-dependent kinase 5 activator 1-like. The record is from RefSeq and is a predicted model, not a curated record. The transcript has 2 exons. NCBI's taxonomy places the organism in Eukaryota, Metazoa, Chordata, Actinopteri, Salmoniformes, Salmonidae. Gene Ontology annotation, molecular function: protein kinase binding; cyclin-dependent protein serine/threonine kinase activator activity. The coding region runs from base 261 to 1250 and encodes 329 amino acids. Gene Ontology annotation, cellular component: protein kinase 5 complex; cytoplasm. Gene Ontology annotation, biological process: activation of protein kinase activity; brain development; positive regulation of cyclin-dependent protein serine/threonine kinase activity.